Messenger RNA from Cryptomeria japonica (Japanese cedar), 2664 nucleotides. RefSeq names its product putative disease resistance protein At5g47280. Gene Ontology annotation, molecular function: ADP binding. Bases 279 to 2528 code for a protein of 749 amino acids. The record is from RefSeq and is a predicted model, not a curated record. The transcript is spliced from 5 exons. Lineage: Eukaryota; Viridiplantae; Streptophyta; Pinopsida; Cupressales; Cupressaceae. Gene Ontology annotation, biological process: defense response to fungus.
AUUCGUAUAAAGCUUCAGCUCUAAGAAACCCUCUCUAUAGGACCAGUCUAAUGAUUUAACAUAGGGCCGUUCCACGCAAUAGCCUACUUGUACGGAAGGAAGCUUCCUCUGUCGAACCUUGGUCAAAUAAUGAGUUCCCAAAUGCAUGAGAUUUAAUGGGUAAGGGAUUGUAAAGAAGCUUCCUCUGAUCCAAUUGCCUUCCCUGCGCACACCAGAAUGGUUCCUUGUCGCAGAUAUCUUCCCUCCAUUGCCUCCUGCUUUCAGGUAACACAGACAAAAUGAGGGUUGAACAGUUGUUUCAAUUCUUAUGGCCAAAGAUUGAACCAGUGUUUGUUACACUGAUUGUUGAAGGGAUUGCUCAAUGGUUUUUCUCGUAUGCAAGUAGGUUUUUCUUAUGGAUUCUCUCGUUUGCAAUAAGUAUUUUCUCUUACUUUGGAAAAUUGUGGAGCGAGCAUGGGUUCUCUUUGCGGCCUUCAUCUUCCAGGAGAAGCAAACAAAUUCCAGAAUUAACUGUUCCGGAACCACCAAUUCCAGAAUUAACCAUUUCAGAGUCAUAUAUUCCAGAAUCGCCCGGUCCAGAACCACACAUUCCAGAACUACCCAACAACCCCAUGGGUUUGGUUGAUCAAGUACAGGAGUUGAAAAGACGGUUAUUUGAAUAUGAUUAUAACAAGGUGGGAGUGAGCGCAAUGGGUGGCAGUGGCAAAACAACCCUCGCAGCUGCUCUCUGCUGGGAUCCUCAAGUCAAAAAACGUUUUGGAAACAAGAUCAUUUUUCAAAAAGUUUCAGAGUCUCCAGAUAUCAAGAAGAUUCUUGAGAGCAUAUGGGUGGGGAUCACUGGGGUUCGACCAGUGCCUAAUUUUCAGAGCAUACAAGAUGGUCGUAGAAGGCUUAAAGAAUGGCUUAGUAGCAAGGAAUCACAAAAUAUUCUGGUCGUGCUAGAUGAUGUGUGGCAUGAAGACCAUCUUAAAGAAUUGUUGUUUGAAGCAAAGGGAUACAAGACUGUUGUUACAGCCAGGCACACUUACAAAUGGCUUGACAACACUUAUGAUCUGCCCUUGCUCGGGGAGAAGGAUGCUCUGUCUCUCUUUUGCUUUGAGGCUUUUGGGCAAAAAAGUAUUCCAGAUAAAGGAUAUAACAAGGCACUUGUGAAAGAGGUAGCAGGAAAGUGCCAAGGUUUACCACUUGCAUUGAUGGUGAUUGGGCGUUCUCUAUAUAAAGAGAAUGACAAUGCAUAUUGGGAACAUGCCCGAGACAAGCUUUCAGAAGGAGGACCGAUUGAUAAAUCUCAUGAAGAGGAGGUUCUCAAGCUCCUGGCAGUGAGUAUAGAAAAGCUUGAUGCUGAUUUGAAACGAUGCUUUUUGGAUUUGGCAUUGUUUCCAGGUUUGAAAAAGGUUCCUGUUGAUACCUUGUUCGAUAUUUGGAUUUACUAUCAGAACUUAAAACAAAGUCAUGCUCGUAAGAAUCUGCUUGAACUUGAAAGACGAAGGUUGUUGAGUCUGGUAAAUCAUAACAUGGGAGAACAUCUAGGAAUUAAUGAAGGUAGCACUUGUGAGCAAUAUAUAGUUCAACAUGAUGUUUUGCGAAACUUGGCUGUUUAUUUGGCGAACCAACCUGGGAACAUUCCUAAACGGCUGAGAUUAGUAGAUCCACUCUGUAGCUGGGAAAAGCACUCACGUGCUGCUGAGAUUAUUGCCAUUCGCACAGGUUCAAUGAAUGAGAAUCAGUGGCCCGAGGUUGAGUUUCCAAAGGCUCGGGCUCUUGUAUUAAUAUUUGCUGGAAAAAAAUCAGUUAUUCCAUUAUUUGUGCAGACAAUGACAGAAUUGGAAGUUUUAAUCAUAAUCAACCAGAAUUCUGUUAGCACUAAACUUCAUGGCAUGUCAAUUAUUGGCUCCUUGACUCGGCUGAAGAGUCUUCGGCUCGAGAAACUGACUGUUCCUCCUCUUCAAAAUCAUUGCCGCUCUUUAAAAAAUCUCAGAAAGCUAUCACUUUGUCUGUGCAGAGGUGAUAAUGAAGCAUUAGACAUACAGGUGUGUUCACAGCUGAAUACACUAGAAGAGAUUAAUGUUGGCCACUGUGUGGAUAUUAGGGAAUUGCCUGAUGGCAUUUGUAAUUUAGGUUACCUGAAAAAACUGAUUAUCACAAAUUGCCCUGAGCUUGACAAGAUACCUGACAAUAUGGGGGAGCUUCGAGGAUCUCUGGUAAUGUUGGUGUUGGGUGCUUGUCCGGAACUCAAAAUAUUGCCAGACUCGAUUUGCAAGCUUGGAAAAUUAGAACUCCUUGACAUUUCAGAGUGUCGACGCUUGGAGAUGCUUCCGUUUCAAUUUGGUAAUCUAGGCGAGCUCCAGUAUCUUGACAUGGGGGAGUGCCAAAAAAUUAGGAUUGUUCCUAAAUCAGCUAAGAAGCUUACAUCUCUUCGGCGUUUGAUCUGUGAUGAGAAACUGGAAAAUGAAUGGUCAGGCCUCCUUCCUAAUCUUCAGUUGACAAUUGCAGAAUCUGAACACGAUUUAGGGUGGCUGGAACAAUAAUAUUGCUGCUGCAAUCAGUUCCACUCUGGGGAGCUAGAAAUAGACUAGAAAUGACUACACAAGUGGCUCAGUACUGCCAUGUCUUACAUUUAGAUCAUAUUUUUUUUAAUUUUGAAAUGACCUAGUUUAGUUCUGA